Molecule: messenger RNA, 1323 nt
Organism: Zygosaccharomyces rouxii
Lineage: Eukaryota; Fungi; Ascomycota; Saccharomycetes; Saccharomycetales; Saccharomycetaceae
Gene: RTT109
Product: H3 histone acetyltransferase RTT109
Exons: 1
Coding region: 1-1323 (440 amino acids)
Biological process (GO): DNA damage response
Cellular component (GO): nucleus
Molecular function (GO): histone H3K56 acetyltransferase activity
Source: RefSeq, a predicted model, not a curated record
AUGAAUCAUAACCAAUCUCAAGUUUUAGCUCGAUUGUUAGAAUCUUGUUUACCAAAAGAUGAGGAAUUCCAAGUACUUCAAUUGCAAAGUUUACCUACCCAGACACAUUCAAUAGUGACACCCGUUCCAAAAUCAGAAAGUACACCUUUAACAGUAAAAGUUCAACACUUUUUCUCCCUAUUCCACCAAGAGAAAGUCAUUUUUGCACUAGAAAUCUAUGUGUUUCUUACAUUGCAUAACAAAGACGCUCCCGCUGAGAGGUUGAUAUUUGUAUCUAAGGCAGAUACCAAUGGGUACUGUAAUACUAAAAUCAGUUUUAAGAGUUUAACCAAGAACUUGAUCAAAUACAUUUUAAGCAUUGAUCCGAAUUAUUACUUACAAAAGGUGAAGCCUCGAGAAAGGAAGUAUGACCAAGAAGCGGAUCUUCUUACUCAACGUACAGAAGUCAUUAAAUCGUUACGUAUUCUAUCGAAAAGACAUCUCUCAUCCUUAGAUCCACCAAGUAUACCAAACGAUUUUUAUCUGAAUUUAAGGUUUCCUCCAAAUUACAUUACGAAGAUAAGUCUUUUCACUAGACCUGAACCUCAAUACUUAUUUGCAGAAUCGUCACGGAAUAAACAAAAGCACUGCUUGGAUGGGUCUCAAUUGCUUCAAUGGUGGCUUUCCAUUUUAGAUGAUAUUCUUUGCCAAGAUUUCCAGGUAACUGCUCAGGCCAGAUUGCAAAUCCCCGGAGAAGAUUCAGCACAAGUGAACCGUCACUUGAAGACCGUUCGGUUCGCCGGUUGGCAAGUUGGUGAUAUAUUUGGUCGUCAUGUGGGAGAAUUGGCGGCUUUUACGGUACCAUUGUUUCCAGAUGAUCCUAAGACUCGAUUCUUACGUCAAUUGGUUGAAGAGGGUAGAAUCCACACUACCAACCUUGCGACUUUCUGGACAGAAUUGGCACAAAGACAAGAAUUCCGCCUCAGUGUUAUUGCCUCAGUCAUAGGUGUUCAAGGUACGCUAUUACAAGCAUCUUCACAUUGGCCUACUUCACCCUUGUAUCAAAAUCAAGAAGAGAUCUACGUUGCAGAUUCCAAGAAACAGUUUGCUUAUAUCAAAAGUUACAUUACAGGAGAGGAGUACGAUACGGAAGAAGGUGCUCUCGAGGCUUUUGCUAACAUCAGAGAUUUCUUCAAAAUAAGAUUGAACCGUCCAGUAUUUUCAAUCCUGGGCGCUAAGGAGCCGAAUUCAACAAGCACGGAUCCAUCACAGACACAGACGUCAAACCUCAAAAGAGUCAACGUAAUUACAACUUUACAAACAAGAAAGAAACCCAAGAAAUAA